Molecule: messenger RNA, 2570 nt
Organism: Pyricularia grisea
Lineage: Eukaryota; Fungi; Ascomycota; Sordariomycetes; Magnaporthales; Pyriculariaceae
Exons: 7
Coding region: 552-2303 (583 amino acids)
Cellular component (GO): cytosol
Molecular function (GO): asparagine synthase (glutamine-hydrolyzing) activity
Source: RefSeq, a predicted model, not a curated record
CCAGGUACCAAAAAGAUGAUGCGCAAGACGAAUAAAAAAAAAAGGUUCCCGCACGCCUGAACAAUGCGCAAAGAUAAAACCCCCCCAGUUGGUAGUAAGGGUUAUUACGGAAAAACAAAUGAAACCGAAACGGCCAGCAACCUUUGAUAGAGCUCCUUAAAUCGGGCGUUUAACUGAAUACUUUUGCGUACCUGGCUCCCCGUUCUCCGUGUGGGUGGCCAUCGAAUCGGGGUUUUGUCGUGCCUAUGACUCUUACCCUUCCCCAGUUCUUUUGAUAGCGCCUGAAAGUGAGGCAAGGUAACUUUUUGGGGCUGCUAGAAAUAAAGGACUAUCCCUUCUUUUGGCCCUGACGUGUCUGGACUGAUCUUGUUCUUCUUUUCCCCUUUCCCUCAUUCACAAACUUGUCCCUUCCCACAAGUCAUUGCGGGCAUUCUGAGAAAACCUGCGCGCUGUUUCCCUGAGCUAUUGUUAGCAAUUACCAUCACCAAUUGGAUCUACCCCAAUUCUCUAUACAGCACCUAACACCCCAACAAACCUAAAUCGAAGUCACAAUGUGUGGCAUUUUCGCCUGCCACGCACACCCAGAUGUGCAAAAAUUCAAACCCACGGCCCUCCGGCUCGCAAAAGCGAUCCGACAUCGGGGUCCCGAUUGGAGUGGAAGCGUGACUUGCAACCAGACGAUAUUAUGCCAUGAGCGUCUGAGUAUUGUUGGUGUUGAGAGCGGUGCCCAACCCCUGACCAACGAGGAUGAGAGCAUCAUUCUGGCCGUCAAUGGCGAGAUCUACAACCACAGGUUGAUCCGCAAGAGCUUGAAGACCCCAUACCACUUCAAGACGACGUCUGACUGUGAGGUUAUCAUCCCUCUGUAUAUGGAAUAUGGCCUCGACGCGCCCAAGCACCUGGAUGGCAUGUUCUCGUUUGUCCUGUACGACAAGAAGCAGAACCGCACGAUAGCUGCCCGAGACCCUAUCGGAGUUACGACCUUUUACCAAGGCUGGUCAUCCAAAGAGCCGGGCGCGGUUUACUUUGGAUCGGAGCUCAAGUGUCUCUACCAAGUUUGCGACAAGAUCGAGGCAUUCCCUCCCGGCCACAUCUAUGACAGCUUGACCGGCGAAAGGACGCGCUACUUCCAACCGACAUGGUGGGACCCCAAAAGGAUCCCGGAUACACCACUUGAUCUCACAAAGCUGCGCGAGGCGUUGGAGAAGUCGGUCAGGAAACGUCUGAUGGCCGAAGUGCCGUACGGUGUUCUUCUGUCAGGUGGUCUGGACUCGAGUCUGGUUGCAUCAAUCGCUCAGCGUGAGACAAAGCGUCUGAAGAAGCUUGCAAUUGAGGCUGGUAUCGAGGACUUGCCUGCUGAGCCAACAGAGAACCAUGACCAGGGCGAAGGGCUUGUGGGAAUUGACGACGAAAACAAGUUGUCAACCAUGACCUACCUCCCUCAGCUCAACUCGUUUUCGAUUGGUCUGCCAGGCUCGCCCGACAACAAGGCUGCCCUCGAGGUGGCCAAAUUCCUCGGCACCAAGCACCACGUCAUGACCUUCACAAUCGAGGAUGGUCUCAACGCUCUUUCGGACGUUAUAUACCACCUCGAGUCGUACGAUGUAACCACCAUCCGAGCAUCAACACCCAUGUACUUGCUAUCCCGUAAAAUCAAGGCCAUGGGCAUUAAAAUGGUGUUGAGCGGCGAGGGUAGUGACGAGGCCUUUGGUGGCUAUUUGUACUUCCACAACGCCCCCGAUAAGGAGGCUUUCCACGACGAGACGGUCCGCCGCGUCAAGAACCUGCACCUUUCCGACUGCUUGCGUGCCAACAAGUCGACCUCGGCCUGGGGAUUGGAGGCGCGUGUGCCGUUCCUCGACAAGGAGUUCCUUGAGCUGGCCAUGAACAUUGAUCCCAAGGAGAAGAUGAUCACCAAGGAGCGCAUCGAAAAGUACAUUCUCCGCAAGGCAUUCGACACGUCUGACGACCCCAACGCCGAGCCGUAUCUGCCAGAUAACAUCCUUUGGCGCCAGAAGGAACAGUUUUCUGACGGUGUGGGCUACGGCUGGAUCGACGCACUCAAGGACAAUGCCGAGAUCCAAGUGACGGACGAGAUGAUGAAGAACCCCAAGCCAGAGUGGGGAGACGACAUCCCAGACACCAAAGAGGCGUAUUGGUACAGGUGCAUGUUCGACGAGCAUUUCCCUCCUCACUGCGCCUCGACUGUGGAGCGCUGGACCCCGACAUGGUCUAAACAAACCGAUCCCAGUGGCAGAGCCAUCGCGGUCCAUGCUGCCAAGUAUGAGCACAUCAGCGAGUAAUGGAAGAACCAAUUGACAAGUGAAUAAAAGUUUCAGGGUGCUUAGAGUAGAUGGAUGUUAAUAGAAACCAGACCAUUGAAUUGCUGGAGCUUGGGUAUCGGUUGCGCAACAUUCGUGCCACAUGUUGUCAUGGUGACUUGAAAAUCAGUGUCACAGGCAAAGGUCAGAUGCAUAAAAGAAUUGCUUCCGACAAAAGAGGUCCGUUUGUGCUUUUGCGAGUGAGUAGUUACCCGGGCAUCUUCUUACAGUACACACAAAAGAAUCAAC